ACAUUCUGUGCUCUCUAUUACCUGGCAUUGUUCUUAGGUUCUGCCUUGCCUUGUUCUGCGAUGCCAGGUCUGGGAUUGUGUCGAACUUAGAGAAACGAACGUGAGGCACUGAUGAGAGAGUGGGUUUUACAUCUGCUGUGUAUGGUAACCGUGUUUAUGUGAUUCUGUCAUCAAGUGCUCUUGGUGUGCCUCUUCAAUUGGGACCUAAACUAAACAUCCCGAGUUUCAUCCACAACAGUUCCGUAGUAUUAUGAGAAUGUCCGUGAUUUGACACAAGGAGACAGAAUGGGUCGUCGCCUGGAGCUGCUGUACUUUGACACCACCUACUACCCGGUGGCUGCCUUCAGCUGUGCUUUCUUCCUCUACCUCUACAAAUAUGCCAGUCCCAAGUUGUCGUCCAAGUUCUGCGCUAAGUACAGUCUGCUCUCUGAACAGGAGCAGGUGGAGUGGAACAACAGGGUUGGCUCCACGGUGCACUCGGUGGUGAUCAGCUUCGUCUGCGCCUACACCAUGCUCUAUGAUGAUGAGAUUGCUGAGGAGCCCAUCUGGUGGGACUCCCCCGUGGUGAGGACGAGCUGUGCUGUCGUGGCAGGAUACAUGACCUCAGACGUGAUCGUUAUGAGCAUCCACUACAAGCAGAUAGGGGACGUGUUCUACGUCCUGCAUCACGGAGCUUCGAUUUAUGCCUAUUAUUAUGUGAUGACAUAUGGUGUUUUACCGUACUUUGCAAACUACCGUUUGGUAGCGGAAUUUUCUACUCCUUUUGUGAACCAGAGGUGGUUCCUCACCCAGCUUGGCUACGAGAGGACGAGCCAGGUUUUUGUCACCAACGGCGUGGCGAUGGCCGUCACGUUUUUCUCAGCACGUAUAGCUACAAUGCCCUCGUACUGGCACCGCGUGUUCCGCGUGUACAACACGCCCGCCUUCAACCGGCUGGGCUACAUACAGCUGUGUCUUAUCAUCCCCUGUCUCGUCCUCGAUGUCCUCAACAUUUACUGGUUUUACAAAAUUUGUGCAGGGGCGUAUAAAAUCUGCUCCAUGUUUUACGUCAGGGAUAAAGAUGUGAACGUUACAAAUGAUAAAAAAUUGUUACCGUCAACGCUUGACGGUACGUUUUACAACAAGCAAACGCUAAUACCGAGCCAUCCUGCGAGUCGUAAACAUAUCGACUGAGUGGGUCAAUAUGUGUGUGCGGUUUUUGCGUCGUAGAUGUAUUCCAAUCGUGCUUGCCAUGAUAGUGCAGCCUUGUUUCUGGCUUGGAGCGGUUGUCUCCCUUAGACAUUUUUACAGCUUUCACAAACUGUGUAUUUUGUAUUUUUGGGGGGAUUGUUGUUUUUACAUACGCUACUUUUUCUGAUUUAAUUUGAGGGAAAAGUCCACCACAUUGCUAAAUUAAGACAAUAUUCUAGUUUCUAUUUUAUUUCACACUCUGUCGAAUGUAUCAACCAAAGCUUUCUGCACUUUUCUGUUUAAAGAAAAGCACCGAGCUUUAUCAAAGAUUUCUACUUGUUUGACCUUGACACUGGUUCUUGAGGAGGACGGAGCAAAGUACAGCUGAUGGGUGAGUCUGGGGGACGGAGAGAGAC
Aplysia californica (California sea hare) is the source of this 1586-nucleotide messenger RNA. Its product is annotated as TLC domain-containing protein 4-B. Gene Ontology annotation, cellular component: membrane; endoplasmic reticulum. Gene Ontology annotation, biological process: lipid homeostasis. The transcript is spliced from 8 exons. Lineage: Eukaryota; Metazoa; Mollusca; Gastropoda; Aplysiida; Aplysiidae. The coding region runs from base 286 to 1173 and encodes 295 amino acids. The record is from RefSeq and is a predicted model, not a curated record.